Necator americanus (New World hookworm) is the source of this 1908-nucleotide messenger RNA. RefSeq lists its product as uncharacterized. Bases 1 to 1908 code for a protein of 635 amino acids. Gene Ontology annotation, biological process: proteolysis; molting cycle, collagen and cuticulin-based cuticle. NCBI's taxonomy places the organism in Eukaryota, Metazoa, Nematoda, Chromadorea, Rhabditida, Ancylostomatidae. The transcript has 16 exons. Gene Ontology annotation, molecular function: nucleic acid binding; zinc ion binding; metalloendopeptidase activity. The record is from RefSeq and is a predicted model, not a curated record.
AUGCAGAAGACGUCUGUGAACUCAACGUACACGCCAAAAUGGUUAUGCUCUGCAUCUGAUGGAGCGUACACUGCGUCGAAUACUGAAUUUGAAGACAUGUCUCAAAAAUGCAUGCCCGCAGCAGCGCGAAGUUUCAAGCACGACAACGCUCGGUCGAACAUUGCAAGAAUGAGCAAAGCCAAACUAAUGAAAUUCGGUUGGACCAUUUUACCACACCCACCGUAUUCCCCAGACCUGGCCCCCUCGUAUUAUCACCUUUUUUCCUAUCUCCAACGUCAUCUGGGUGGUCAAGACUUCCAAACCCGCGACGACAUCAAAAAGACACUCGAGCAGUGCUUCAAGGAGAAGUCCCCAGCAUUCUGGAGCAAGGGCAUCUACGAUCUGCCUAAGCGUUGGCAGAAGAUCCCCUCCUCCCUUAUCGUUGGGAUGAGACUGCUCCUCCUCGUUCUACUGUUGGCCGUGUGGGUAAACUGUGCGAUUGCGGACGAUUUCGGUCAGAGAAUAAAAAAAGUGUUCGGGAAGAUCAAAACAGCUCUGAACGCCACAACUCUUCAAAGAGUUCAUGAGAAAUUCAAAAAGUUCGGAGAAAAACUCAAGGCGAAGUUAACUCUUUCUCCGGAACAACAAGCACGACUGCAGGAGUUGUUGAAGAAAAUAGUUCCCAUCAAAAAGGAUCACGUUCAAAAGGAUGGUGAUUCAAUUGAAGAAAUCAAUACUAAGAAGAAAAUUGGAGAAUUUUUGUUCCAAAGCGACAUUGUUUUGACAGAAGAACAGGCCAACGAAAUCGUCGACGUCGACAACAGUGGCAACCGCACCAAGCGUCAGGCCUUCCGUGAUGGCAAUUAUCCCCGUACAAUAUGGUCAACUGGGGUAAACUUCUUCUUCGAUCCUAGUGCAGGUCCUGAUAUCCAAAGAAUCUUCAAGAAGGGCGCAGCACUCUGGCAGAAGGACACAUGCAUUGAUUUCCGAAUGGACAAUAGAGCUCCGAACCGGAUUCGAGUAUUCCGAGAAGACGGUUGUUGGUCUUUUGUUGGCAAUCUAAACCGUCAACAAGAUUUAUCUCUGGGAGAAGGAUGUGAAACGGUAGGAAUUGCUGCACACGAAAUCGGCCAUGCUCUGGGUUUCUUCCACACGCAAUCAAGGCACGAUAGGGACGACUUCAUUGUUUUCAAUCCGCGAAAUGUCAAGCCGGACUGGCUGGAUCAAUUCACCAAAGAAACUGAAAACACCAACUACAACUAUGGACUACCAUACGACUACGGAAAUAUAAUGCACUACGGAGCUAGCAGCUCUUCGGUAAACGGUGAAGUCACAAUGAUGCCAAAAGACCCGAAAUACAUAGAAACUCUCGGCUCGCCGUUUGUAUCCUUCUACGAACUUCUCAUGCUGAACGCACAUUACCGUUGCUUAGAAAGAUGUGACAAAGCCACUUCUGCAAAAUGUAUGAUGGGAGGUUUUCCUCACCCUCGAGACUGCUCCAGAUGCGUGUGUCCAAGUGGCUACGGAGGCCGGCUAUGCAACGAAAGGCCCCCUGGAUGUGGAGGUACGCUCGAGGCAAAACCCCAGUACCAAGUACUUUUUGACGAGGUUGGCGAUGCUAAGGCGGGAAAGCAAGCGAGAGAAGAUAUGACCACAUGCACAUAUUGGAUUAGGGCCCCGGUUGGGUCAAGGAUUGAAGUGAAAAUUGCGGAUCUCUCACGCGGUCUCGCUGUGGAUGGAUGCACCUACUGGGGAGUGGAAAUUAAGACCCAUGCCGAUCAACGCCUCACUGGCUACAGGUUCUGUGCUCCAGAGGAUGUUGGGGUCACAUUGGUAUCAAAGUUCCACGUUGUUCCAAUAGUAGCGUACAACAGAUUUUACGCAACUCAAUUCAAAUUGCAGUACCGUAUCGCUCCACAGCGAGGAUGA